Aureobasidium melanogenum CBS 110374 is the source of this 1602-nucleotide messenger RNA. RefSeq lists its product as uncharacterized. The coding region runs from base 1 to 1602 and encodes 533 amino acids. NCBI's taxonomy places the organism in Eukaryota, Fungi, Ascomycota, Dothideomycetes, Dothideales, Saccotheciaceae. Gene Ontology annotation, biological process: DNA replication initiation; mitotic DNA replication checkpoint signaling; mitotic G2 DNA damage checkpoint signaling. The transcript has 6 exons. The record is from RefSeq and is a predicted model, not a curated record.
AUGCCCGACGAUGCAGAAGAUGCCAACAAUGCACUUCUUCGAGGUCUCGUGCUUUGCAGCACCUCGCUCUCGCAGGAUCUUAGAGACAAGCUCAAUGAUCUUGCAAGAAGCAUGGGUGCCAUCCACCGUCUCGACCUCACCGCCGACGUGACACAUUUGAUAGUCGGCAACAUCGAUACACCCAAAUGCAGACAUACCGCCAAAGAAAGACCCGACAUACACGUUCUCAAGCCCGAAUGGAUUCAUGCCAUACGCAAAGCCUACAUGGAAGAUCAAGAUAUCGACCUUGGCGCCUUGGUCCAAGAACACCGCCUACCCGUUUUCUACAACUUGCACAUAUCUGUCACGGGCUUCGAAGACAUUGAAGAAAGACAGCACAUCAUAGAAAAGAUCAGAAACAAUGGCGCUCAUUAUCAUGGAGAUCUUACCAGAGAAGUCACCCACCUGAUUGUCGCCAAACCAAAGGGUGCAAAGUACGAGCGUGCACAGUCUUGGAACAUCAAGACCAUUUCCCUGAAAUGGCUCGAAGAAAGUCUUGACAGAGGCAUGGCUGUCGACGAGUCAUUAUACCAUCCUCUAAUGUCCCUCGAGGAUCAGGGUAAAGGCGCUUUUGUACGUGGUUAUCAGCGGCCUCCUGUGCUUGGAAAAAGACAGCGUGAAGAAUCUGCUGUUGCACCAAAAGAAGAAAUUGGCAAGCGGAAGAUGCGACGCACUGCAAGUGCUAAGUUGGCAGAUCACAGUCAAAACAUGAUGACCAGUUUCUUAUCGCUUGGAGGCGAAGAGUCAUCCGAAGUCACAAACGAUCAGUGGACAGAGAACCCACAAGUUACAACGCCGCCACGAAGCCUCAGUCCUCCCCGUCGAUCCACCAACAUCUCUCGGCCUCCAUCAUGGGAUACGGGUCCUGUACCCCAUGAAGAAGAGCCAGGACUCUUCUCGGGUAUCUCGUGUCUUGUGCACGGUCAUGACGAGAAAAAGGCAGCCAAGAUUGACGACAUCAUAGGUUCAAAUGGAGGUCAAGUAACUCGUCAUGUUGAAGCCUUUUGCGCAACUCAAAAUGGCGCUUCGAGCCAACGCAAAGUCCUCAUACUCCCAAGUGAAUGGACGUCCACGAACAUAGGCUCAUUUCCCGAGGUUUCUCCUGAAACAUGGCUCGCGACGGAGUGGUGGUUGGAGAGAUGUAUCAAGCACAAGACGAUUGUCGAUCCUGAUCAUGAUAUCCUUAGUCAACCGCAUCUCAGUCUACCAAUCGAUGGCUUUGAAGGUCUGAGAAUAGCGACUUCUGGCAUGGGCCACGACGUCUUACACAUUUCGAAGGUGGUCAGACUUGCAGGCGCAUCCUACGACGAAGUAUUGUUGCCGAAGACAUCUAUCCUAGUGGUUCCUGGCACAGCGACAAAUCCAGAAAAGAUAGCAUAUGCUGCAAAGCACAAGAUUCCCGUCGUCUCAGAUACAUGGCUUUAUUCUAGCCUACAACACGCACGGAAAAUGCCAAUGAACGAUUACAUGGUGGCUGGUGGGCCAAAGCAGAUGCUCGACCGGCAAUAUCUUGACCAUCCGUCUCGAGAAGCCAGUAUCGCUCCUCCACAAGACAAGAGGUAG